Molecule: messenger RNA, 2367 nt
Organism: Pseudovirgaria hyperparasitica
Lineage: Eukaryota; Fungi; Ascomycota; Dothideomycetes; Acrospermales; Acrospermaceae
Product: neutral trehalase short isoform
Exons: 5
Coding region: 190-2367 (725 amino acids)
Biological process (GO): trehalose catabolic process
Cellular component (GO): cytoplasm
Molecular function (GO): calcium ion binding; alpha,alpha-trehalase activity
Source: RefSeq, a predicted model, not a curated record
UCAUUCCACUCACUCCUAUUCACCCAAUACUCCACUCUUCCCUGCCCCGGCUGAUUCAUUCACUCCACUCACUCAUACACGCCGCACUAUAUACCUAUCCUCAUAUCCCGUCAACAGGCCCUCCCUUGCUACCUAACCACCACCUCUUUGCUGAAAAUCAAUUCAUUUCCCUCAGUAAUUACACAUAGCAUGGGCUCGCGACUCCAGCGCUCCUCGACAAACGAGCACAGAGAUCCUCUCGCUGCUGCACACAUUUACUACGGUGACUCUCACAAGAAGGCUUCCCGCGUUCGGACCUGGUCCACGCAAGUUGGCUCUGCAGCCACCACGACGAAUACUGGCGCGAAGCUCCCCACGAGGCGUUCUAGCCACGACGAACAAACCCUCCAACCACGCAGAUUCCUCGUCGACGUCAACAAGACCCUGACCUCUCUCCUGUCGCGCGAAGACACUGACGGCAAUUGCCAAAUCACAAUCGACGAUGAUGGUCCCAAAGUCUUCUCGCUCGGCACCGCUGCCUCGAAUGGCAUCAACAAGGCUGACAUACGCGGCACCUAUAUGCUGUCCAACCUGCUGCAAGAACUCACCCUGGCUCAAGACUACGGUCGCAACGUCAUCUACUUGGACGAGGCGCGGCUGAACGAAAAUCCCGUCAAUCGCCUGGAGCGCCUCAUUCGCGACCAUUUCUGGGACGGUCUCACGCGUCGCAUUGAUGGCUCCAAUAUUGCAAAAGUUGGCCGUGAUCCAAAGGACUGGACCUCGGAUCCAAGACCGCGCAUCUACGUCCCGAGAGGUGCGCCCGAGCAGUACGACUACUAUACCCGCAUCGCAAAAGAGAGUCCAGACAUGCGCCUGGAUGUGCAGUGGCUGAAUGAGGAGUGCGAUGAUCCGGCCUACGUUCGGGACUUGAAUGCCGCACCUGGCCUGCUUGCCGUCGCCAUGGAAGAAUACGUCGAUCCCAAGACUGGCAAUACCGACCUGCGUGGCCUGCCAUUCGUUGUACCGGGUGGCAGAUUCAACGAGCUGUACGGAUGGGACAGCUACAUGGAGUCUCUCGGCUUGCUCAUCAACGGUCGUGUCGACCUGGUCAAGUCAAUGGUCCAGCAUUUCUGCUUUUGCAUCAAGCAUUAUGGAAAGAUUCUAAACGCCAACCGCACCUACUACCUGUGCCGGACACAGCCCCCGUUCUUGAGUGAUAUGGCUCUGCGUGUCUAUGACCGGAUCAAGUUUGAGCCCGGAGCCUUGGACUUUCUGCGACAGGCCAUCCUCGCCGCAAUCAAGGAAUACCACAACAUUUGGAUGAGCGAGCCUCGCUACGACCCCGAGUCUGGCCUGACCAGGUACCGACCAGGCGGCAUCGGUGUCCCCCCGGAGACUGAGGCUUCCCACUUUGUGCAUGUCCUCGAUCCCUACGCCAAGAAGCACGGCAUGACCUUUGAGAGCUUUGUCCAGGCCUACAACAGCGGCGAAAUCAAGGAACCCGUCUUGGACGACUACUUUCUCCAUGAUCGUGCCGUCCGGGAAUCGGGACAUGAUACCUCGUACCGACUCGAGAGAAUCGCCGCAAGCCUCGCCACCGUCGACUUGAAUGCCCUGCUCUACAAGUAUGAGCAGGACAUUGCUCGCACUAUUCGUGGCCACUUUGGCGACAGCCUCGUCAUUCCAGCAGAGUUUUGCACAAAAGGUCAGGUCCCGGGGCAUGUGGAGAGCUCGGCAGUCUGGGACCGCCGCUCGAAGAGGAGACGCGCCCUGAUGGACAAGUACAUGUGGGACGAGGAGCAGGGCAUGUACUUUGACUACAACACCGUCACUAAGAAGCACACCGGCUACGAGAGCGCUACCACUUUCUGGCCCAUGUGGUCCGGUGUCGCAACUCCCCGCCAGGCUGCCAUCCUCGUGGCCAAGGCCUUGCCCAAGUUUGAAGCCUUUGGUGGCCUCGUCUCUGGAACGGAAAAGUCGCGCGGUCCGGUGGGGCUUGAGCGGCCAAACCGGCAGUGGGACUAUCCCUUUGGCUGGGCGCCCCAGCAGAUUCUUGCCUGGGUCGGGCUGCAGCGUUACGGGUACGAAGCAGAGGCUCAGCGACUGGCCUACCGGUGGAUAUACAUGAUUUGCAAAGCCUUUGUCGACUUUAACGGCGUCGUCGUCGAAAAGUACGACGUCACUCGUCCCAUUGACCCGCACAAGGUCGAGGCCGAAUAUGGCAAUCAAGGGAGUGACUUUAAGGGUGUGCCGCGUGAGGGAUUCGGCUGGGUUAAUGCAAGUUAUAUAUACGGAUUGACACUGAUCAAUGCUCAUCAAAAGCGUGCUUUGGGCGCACUCACGACCUACGACACCUUUCUCAAGGCUACGGAAGCCCUGGGUCUUUGA